Messenger RNA from Asterias rubens (European starfish), 2364 nucleotides. RefSeq names its product kelch domain-containing protein 10-like. Gene Ontology annotation, molecular function: protein binding. Lineage: Eukaryota; Metazoa; Echinodermata; Asteroidea; Forcipulatida; Asteriidae. The transcript is spliced from 7 exons. Gene Ontology annotation, biological process: positive regulation of stress-activated MAPK cascade. The record is from RefSeq and is a predicted model, not a curated record. The coding region runs from base 64 to 1401 and encodes 445 amino acids.
AAUAAAAGCAAGGUGUGUUUUCAAAAAUUAGUGGACCAUUUAAACAGCGCCCUCUAUUGGCGGAUGAUUAACGAGACGACGACUAAUCAAGUUUUGUGGUGGAAAUUGAGAAGAAUGGCUACUCCAACGACGUUUUUGUCGGGAAAGAUGUACCCUUUUCAAGUUGAUCGUGAUGAAACUCCUCAACCAAAACGUGAAGAUAUUAAUAUAGGAAAAUUUGUUGGUAUCUCACCAAGAAAACGUCACAAAAUAGUUUUAGAUUGGAGAAAACCAUAUAAACCCUGCGCACGAAGUGGUCAUGCGGCAGUAGCAGACGACAAUAAUCUCUAUAUCUUUGGAGGCUACAACCCUGAUCUGGAAACGCUGCAGGACUACUUUGGUCGAAAUGAAGAAAUGCUUUUUCCUCUUUUUCAGGAAAUAUGGAGAUACAACUUUGAUACCAACAUGUGGUCCAGGUUACAGACAAGGGGACGCAUGCCGAUGCAGCUGGCAUCCAUGUCAAUGGUACUCUGCAGUAACCACAUCAUGAUAUUCGGCGGCACCGGUUUCCCAUUUGGCCCGACCACCAGCAAUGAUGUCUGGUUCCUGAACUUAAAGACUAAAAAAUGGCGGUCGAUCAUGUCACAAGAAAGCGUCAUGGAACCAGUUCCAGGAUACGGACAGGCCAUGGUUGUGAUAGAUGAACACUUAUACGUCUACGGCGGCACGACGGGAUGGGACUACAAUUCCGAUGUCCACCGCUGUCAUCUAAAAACGGGCGACUGGGACAGACUCUUCAGCUGGGAGGAAUGCCUGACGGAGAAGGUCACAAGUAACAACAUGGGGUCAAUAGGUCAAGUCCCGAUGCCUAGAUACCGACAUGAAAUCCUGACCAAUGGGAAGAGGUUAUAUAUCAUAGGUGGGGGCACUUCAGUACAAGCGUACCCAUUGGAUAAAAUUCAUGUGUUUGACUUGGAGACAAGAGAAUGGCAGCUGAUGGUUUCGAUUGAAGACCCCCAACAUGGCUACCCAGAAAGCAGACGCUGUCACGGCUGUGCUCAGUUAAAUAAUGAGGGCUACAUAACCGGUGGUUACGGAGGCAAGAAAAUCUUUGAUGACAUCUGGAGAAUUAAUCUAGACACGUUACAGUGGACACAACUUGACAUCAGAUUACCAAAACCUGUGUACUUCCAUUCGUCUGCCAUCACACCGUCGGGAUGCCUUUACUACCACGGUGGUGUCGUCAGCCCCACAGGGGACGAGAGAUCCGACUCCCUGAUCAGAAUAUGGCUCAAGAUACCAAGUCUCCUCAAGAUGUGUUGGGAGAAAACUCUGUCUCUCAUCCCAGACCUUCAUUCUUUGCCGCAACGAGAACUCCUUGAGUUGGGUAUACCAGGACACCUUCUCGCAAGAGCGGCUUAGCAACAACAAUCUUGGAUUUAGAAAUCACACAACCAAGCCAAAGCCACAGCAGGAAAACAGAUUUUCAGCAGAUUUUCAAAGUAUAGAUUUCGAUCACUGGAAGGAUUUAUAGGCAAAAUUAAGAAAAUUGCAAUUUGCACAGUAACUGAGUCAUACAUGUUUUACAUGAAGCAAGACAUGCGAGUCCAACAGUAGGCAAUUGAGGGAAAAAUUCGGGAUGAAGAAAUCAUCACUAGGUUUCAAAGAAGGGAAUAUUAAUAAAAAACACAGAAAUAGUUUAAAACUGUUUCAGCACAGACGGCGACUUUAGUCAACUGUGCACUUUGCUCUGCGAGAGUUCCAAUGGCAACUUCAGUCAACAGUGCACUACGCCUGGCCCUGCUUGAGCCCCAAUGGCGACUUAACAAUAGCUUUCUGUAUUGUGAGAAUGUGUGCUUCAGGCUUAAGUGAUCAAAUGACAUGGUCAAAAUACAUCGGUAAUGAGAGUAGAAGAAGGGACAGGGGUUAUGAAUUCAAUUUGCAGAUUAAAAAGAAGGGUGUAGUGAGUAUAGAAAUCACAACAGAUCUGCAACUUUUCAGUACAGCGCCCUCUCUUGAUUAUGACCAUAGAGCUAUAUAAGAACUACAGGGCGCACAGGCCUAGUUAGGCGCUCCAGCAUUCGGCCAUUUUGUAAGUUGAAAAAAACAAAACAUUGCACAGUGUAUCAUACACACACACACACCGAUGUGUAGGCCUACUUCAUUUUCAACGCGCAUACAACGUUCAUCUUACAAAAUGGGGCACAUGUCUCCUUGCGGUCCUGUCAUGUUGGUGCCAUUUGUGCACGCGGCAUCACCAGUGCGCCCUCUAGUUCUUAUAAAACUCUAUGAUUAUUAUUCACUCAUUAAGUGAUACUUGGAGCAAGUUCGAGUGCACAAUGGUUAACUUAAGGUUGACCAUUUUGACUCGAACCCAGGCUGGUC